Chrysochloris asiatica (Cape golden mole) is the source of this 1740-nucleotide messenger RNA. It is a transcript of the gene MFRP, whose product is annotated as membrane frizzled-related protein. The record is from RefSeq and is a predicted model, not a curated record. Gene Ontology annotation, molecular function: protein binding. Bases 1 to 1740 code for a protein of 579 amino acids. The transcript has 13 exons. NCBI's taxonomy places the organism in Eukaryota, Metazoa, Chordata, Mammalia, Afrosoricida, Chrysochloridae.
AUGAAGGACUACUCAGAUGUCAUCCUGUGUGUGGAGGCCAUGGAGCUAAGCAAGACCGAAUUCUGCAAUCCUGCAUUUGAGCCUGAAUCAGGGUCACCUUGUCCUCCACCUGCCUUCCAGCAAGAUGCCAGCUGCAACCUCCAAGUCCCCUGGCAUGGUAAUCACGUCCGAGGGCCACAGCCAGACUGCCACUUCUCCUGGCUCUGUGUCCUUCUGCUGACUGGCCUACUGCUGCUGCUGCUUGGGCUACUGGUGACCAUCACUGUCGCCCAGUUGCAGGGCACAUCCCCAUCCAUGGCCUACGAUAGCCCACUGCCUGUCCAAGGCCUGGGGGCUACCACCAGGACCACCUCUCAGACAACUGGGACUCCUCAAGGACAGCAGAAGACACGUAUGAACCCUAUACCCCAGUCCACCUGUGGGGGACUCCAUACUGGCCUAAGGGGCUUCUUCAGCAGUCUCAUCUACCCCAGCCAGUACCCACCCAAUGCCCACUGCAUGUGGCAUAUUCAGGUGGCCCCUGACCAUACAGUGCAACUCAAGAUAAUCAUUCUCAGCGUGGAGACUGUGGCUUCCUGUCUUUUUGAUCUCUUGAAGAUCUCACCUGAACCUGAAGGGCCCCUGCUCAUGGUUUGUGGGAGGGUACCUCCCCUCACACUCAACACCAAAGUCAGCUGCCUCGGGGUGGCCUUCGUCUCUGACAGCAGUGUGGAAGGAUUCGGUUUCCAUGCCUGGUACCAGGCUGUGAGCCCUGGGCAUGGGAGUUGUGCCCACAAUGAAUCCUCCUGUGACCAGCUCCUCUGCCUGCUCUCCGACUCAGUGUGCGAUGGCUUUGCUAACUAUGCUGACAGCAGUGCCAACUGCAGUACCAAGUCCCCAGGAUGUGGGGGGAAUUUGACUGAGCUCCAGGGCACUUUCUCUACUCCCAACCACCUGCAGCUGCACCCUCAUCAACAGCUUUGUACAUGGCAUAUCUCUGUGCCUGCUGGACACAGCAUAGAACUGCAGUUCCACAACUUCAGGCUGGACAUUCAGGACGAGUGCAAGCUUGACUUCGUGGAGGUGUAUGAGACCAGCAACUCAGGGGCUCUGAGCCUCCUGGGCAGGUUCUGUGGAGCAGAGUCACCUCCAUGCCUCGUCUCCUUGCACCACAAACUGGCUGUGCUCUUUAGGACAGAUCAUAGCAUCAGCAGCGGAGGCUUCUCAGCCACCUACCAGGCCCUCAAUGCCACGGACUACCCCUGCGGGGCCAGAGAGUUAUCCUGCCAGGACAGAGGGUGUAAGGAUCUGCAGUGGAAGUGUGACAUGCAGAGAGACUGCACAAUGGGCAGCAGUAACAGCAACUGCAGCUGCCCCCUCUUCCCACCCCCAGUGACCCCAUCCUCCCCACAGGCUUGUGAGCCCAUCCAGGUGGAGAUGUGCAUCAGUCUGAGCUACAACACCACGGCCUUCCCUAACAUCUGGGUGGGCAUGGCCACCCAGGAGGAGGUGGUGGAGGUCCUCAGAGGCUACAAGAGCCUGACAAGUUUACCCUGCUACCAGAACUUCUGGAGGCUCCUCUGUGGGCUGCUGGUGCCCCGUUGCACCCCACUGGCCAGUGUCCUUCCCCCCUGCCGCUCUGUCUGCCAGGAGGCAGAACGCCAGUGCCAGUGUGGCCUGGCACUACUGGGCACCCCCCAGCCCUUCAACUGCAACAGGCUACCUGAGGAAGUUGGCCUGGAGAUGUAUGCCCAGCCCUGA